CACUUCCUCUUCUUCCACUUACAACUCUCUCUCUCUCUCUCUCUCUCCGCCGUCUCUUCCUCCGCCGCCAUGGAUCCUUACAAGUACCGCCCCUCAAGUGCGUACAACACGCCCUUUUGCACCACCAACUCCGGUGCACCAAUAUGGAACAACACCGCCGUCAUGUCGGUCGGAGAACGAGGUCCCAUUCUUUUGGAAGACUACCAACUCAUUGAAAAAAUCGCAACCUUCACACGCGAGCGUAUCCCGGAGCGUGUAGUCCAUGCAAGAGGAGCCAGUGCCAAAGGAUUCUUCGAAGUAACCCACGACAUUUCCGACCUCACUUGCGCCGACUUCCUUCGCGCCCCCGGAGUCCAAACUCCAGUCAUCGUCCGAUUCUCCACCGUCAUCCACGAACGCGGUAGCCCCGAGACUCUCCGCGAUCCUCGUGGCUUUGCCGUCAAAUUCUACACACGAGAAGGCAACUUCGAUUUAGUCGGUAACAACUUCCCGGUCUUCUUCGUCCGCGACGCCAUGCAAUUCCCUGACGUCAUCCGCGCAUUCAAACCAAACCCUAAAUCCCAUCUCCAAGAACCAUGGAGAUACCUGGAUUUCUGUUCUUACCACCCCGAAAGCCUAUUGUCGUUCGCUUGGUUUUACGACGACGUCGGCAUCCCGAUCAACUACCGCCACAUGGAGGGCUUCGGCGUGCAAGCCUACUCCUUAAUCAACAAAUCUGGCAAAGCCCGGCUCGUGAAAUUCCAUUGGAAACCCACUUGUGGGGUUAAAAGCAUGAUGGAAGAGGAAGCCAUUAGAAUUGGUGGGACGAACCACAGCCAUGCCACUCAAGAUCUAUACGAGUCAAUAGCCGCCGGGAACUUCCCGGAGUGGAGGCUCUACAUUCAAACCAUUGAUUACGAGGAUCAGAAUAAGUAUGAUUUUGAGCCGUUGGAUACGACGAUCACUUGGCCGGAGGAUGUGGUGCCGUUGCAGCCGGUGGGGCGGUUGGUGUUGAACAAGAACAUAGACAAUUUCUUUGCAGAGAAUGAGAUGUUGGCGUUUUCCAUGUCGUUGGUGCCUGGGAUUCAUUACUCCGAUGAUAAGAUGUUGCAAGCUAGGAGCUUUGCUUAUGCUGAUACUCAAAGGCAUCGCCUUGGCCCUAAUUACCUUCAGCUUCCGGUCAAUGCUCCCAAGUGUCCGCAUCAUAAUAACCAUCAUGAGGGGUUUAUGAACUUCAUGCAUAGAGAUGAAGAGGUGAAUUACUUUCCUUCUAGAUAUGAUCCUUGCCGGCAUGCUGAGAAGUUUCCGAUGCCGCCCAAUGUGUUGACCGGAAAAAGAGAAAGGUGUGUGAUUCCAAAGGAGAAUAACAACUUCAAGCAAGCUGGGGAUAGAUAUCGAUCAUGGGCACCGGACAGGCAAGAUCGGUUUGUGAAGCGGUUUGUGGAAGCGUUGUCAGAUCCCCGCGUGACGCACGAAGUUCGCAACAUAUGGAUCUCUUAUUGGUCUCAGGCUGAUAGGUCUCUGGGGCAGAAGAUAGCGUCUCGACUGAACGUGAGGCCGAACAUCUAAGAAAAAGAAGCAAGCCCAACACUAGUAUUAGUACAUGGGGGUUUCCCUUGCAAUGGGUGAUGUUAAUAUGCUAAAGGGCUUUUUAAUUUUGGUGCUUUGUUGCUCCCUAUAAAAAAAAAAAAAAAAAGGCCUUUUCGAUAUCGAACUUAUAAACGUAUGGAAGCUUACAGCUUUGGAUUCGUUUUAUCAGUGAUAAAAAUGUCUUCCAAUCGUAA
This is a messenger RNA of Cucurbita pepo subsp. pepo (vegetable marrow), 1763 nucleotides long. RefSeq names its product catalase isozyme 3. NCBI's taxonomy places the organism in Eukaryota, Viridiplantae, Streptophyta, Magnoliopsida, Cucurbitales, Cucurbitaceae. Gene Ontology annotation, molecular function: heme binding; catalase activity. The record is from RefSeq and is a predicted model, not a curated record. Gene Ontology annotation, cellular component: plasma membrane; peroxisome; cytoplasm. Gene Ontology annotation, biological process: hydrogen peroxide catabolic process; response to hydrogen peroxide.